CCGCCGUCCUUAUAACUCGCCACUGGGCGCUGCGACGUGCGUAGUUAGCCGCGGGUGCAGUUUUUGGGCAUUUUCUGCUGGCUUCACGUCGUUCCCCACAGUCGCAUUGCAUCAUUACGUCCUGCGCGCCUUCCUCCCACCUCCCACCACACCUUCCUCGAUAGAUAGGUCACCGCUUCCUCGACCUCGCCCUCGGGCUCUACCACCCUCACGCCCAUGACUCCAUCGCAGCUUCCGCGCCCUUUCCAUUUGAGCCUAACCCGAGGCAGGAUCAAGAGCUCUUUGCCGCCACCGCUAACAUGAAUGGAUACCCUUCGUUUCCGCAGCGGUCCUAUGCGCCCUCCCCAAACGGCCCGAACAUGUUAAACGCGUCAGGUGCCAACGACGAUAUGAACCCUUUUGAUGUGCUCGACGGGCAGUCGCUCGACGACAUUGUCUCUCAGAACGACAAGGCGAACCGGCGCCGGAGCAUGCCCGUGUCUUAUGGAACCAACCAGAUGCAGAUGGGCAGUCCGGAUAACAGGCGCCUCUCCAUGAUGAGCUUUGGCGAUCCUGCUGCUGGGAAUCUCGGUGACUUCCGCUUCAAUAUGUCCCCCAGGACAGCUAUGGACAGCAUGAUGCGUAACAGCAGCGGAUUUCCCCAAAGCUCAACCGAGCCCCAACCUGAGCGUCCUUCCCCUAACAGUCUCGCAAUCAACACUCAAUUUUCAAAUCAGAAUUCCCCUUAUCAACCUAUGCCACCACCUGGGUCCGCAUAUGCCUCUCCACUGCACCCAAAUGUUUCAUUAGAUGUGGAUAUGACAAGCCCAUAUCCAAACGCCAUGUCCAUGCCUCUCGACAUGACUGAUCCUGCGCUGGGUAUUAUGGGAACCGACAUGAACAUGUUCUCCGGCAGCCAGUUUGGAAAUACGAUGAUGGAUUCGCCUAUUGCUCAAGAAUUUGCAAGUCCUCUUUCUCCUUCUGAUCAGAACCUUGCCAAUUUGCAAGCUCCUGAUCAGUAUGGAAAUGGUUCAAUGGCGGGUGGCGGCACACCCGAUGUACGAUCAGGCAUACCUUCCCGCACCAACAGUCGGGAGCAAAGUAGUGCGCGGUCCAACUCUCGACCUCAAAGUGAGCCGCAUUCUUCAUCCCAGAGCAUUCCAACACAAAUGUCCGCUUCAUCACUACAGGUGCAGGAACCUGUCGCUCCACCCCCGCCGCAGGAUCUGAAUGUGGAUACUUUUAGUCAAAUCAAGUUUCCGUGGACAACCCCUCCAGGGGGAUUCCCAUCGACCAUGACUUCUAACCCUCACAUGAACACCCCGUUCAAAAAUGCCUAUUCAUCGACUGGAUUCGACAUGCUUGGGGUUCUUAUGCGAGUAGCCACAAGGCCAAACCCGCAAAUCGAUAUAGGCUCGGUAGACCUAUCGUGCGCUUUCGUCGUUUGUGAUGCUCAGAUGGAUGACGAUCCAAUUGUUUAUUGCUCAGAAAAUUUCGAACGACUCACUGGCUAUAGCAAACACAUGAUUCUUGGGAGAAACUGUCGCUUCCUUCAAUCUCCUGAUGGCAAAGUCGAGCCCGGUAUCAAAAGGAAAUACGUGGACGAUGACUCGGUUCUGUAUUUGAAGAAUAUGAUAAGCACCCGACAGGAGGCACAGAUCAGCCUUAUCAACUAUCGACGGGGUGGCCAGCCCUUCAUGAAUCUCCUGACCAUGAUUCCUAUUCCUUGGGAAAAUGGUGGAGAAGUGAAGUUCUUCGUCGGGUUUCAAGUCGAUUUAGUGGAGCAACCUGGGUCCAUGCUAAACAAGAAUCCAGAUGGCUCGUAUCGAGUUAAUUAUCAACGGAACAUAUCCAUGCCAAGCUACAUUUUUAAUCCCGAUAUGCACAGGCCCAGCCCGGAAAUGGGACAAACUAUCUCGAAGGAUGAAGUCUCCAACGUUCUGACCACAUAUGGUUCCACAGGUGACUCUGAAAUCACCAGACGUCUCUGGGACAAGGUUCUCCUGGAAAACACCGACGACGUAGUUCACGUGCUUUCUCUCAAAGGGUUGUUCCUUUACCUUUCGCCCUCUAGCAACCGGGUCCUUGAAUACGAUCCGAGCGAACUGGUUGGUACCGCUUUAUCGUCGGUAUGUCACCCCAGUGAUAUUGUGCCGGUCACCAGAGAAUUGAAAGAGACCGGCAAUGGCACAUCAGUAAACGUUGUCUUCAGAAUAAGACGGAAGAAGAGUGGCUACAUGUGGUUCGAGGGCCACGGAUCAUUGCACACUGAGCAAGGGAAAGGACGGAAAUGUAUCAUUCUCGUGGGAAGAGAACGGCCGGUCUAUACCUUGAGCCAGACGAUCGUACGGGCCUCUGGAGGAAUCGGAGACAACGAACUAUGGACGAAGAUGUCUACAUCGGGGAUGUUUCUGUUCGUCUCGUCCAACGUACGCCAACUUUUGGAUAGACAGCCUGACGACCUUGUUGGAACAAGCAUCCAAGCGCUAAUGCGUCAAGACUCGAAGCAAAACUUUGGACGAAUACUUGAGUUAUCAAGGACGGGGAGAAAAGGUGAAGUUAAGCACGAGAUGAUUAAUAAGAGAGGUCAGGUCCUCCAGGCGUUUACGACGAUAUAUCCAGGUGAUGCCGAAGAAGGGCAGAAGCCAACCUUCCUGGUGGGCCAAACCCGACUGCUUAAAUAUUCCAGAAGCGGGCACGGUCAACGCCCGUCAAUAUACACAAAGCAAGACCGCAAUUCUGGGGAUUCGCAAAAUAAUAUGCCAUCGAUGCAAUCAAUACAGUCUGGCGCAUCACCUGUCCACCCAGCUACAGCGACCGAAACUACAGGCUCGAGUACUCCACAGACCAACAUCUCCAUCUCAAAUUUUAAAACCACGGAAGCGUCAGCCGUAACUUACCCAGGCCAGAACGGGCUUGCGAUUGGCCACCAAGAUCAUAGUCUUGCUUCGGAGGACAACGUCUUCGACGAGCUCAAGACGACUAGAAGCACGAGUUGGCAGUAUGAGCUGCGGCAAAUGGAGAAGCGCAACCGCUAUCUCGCCGAGGAAGUGCAGAGUCUGCUUGCUGCGAAGAAGAAGCGCAAGCGGAGAAAGGGUGCUGGUCAGCUACAGAAGGAUUGUGCAAACUGCCAUACACGGACCACUCCUGAGUGGAGGAGAGGACCAUCAGGGAACAGAGAUUUAUGUAAUUCUUGCGGAUUGCGUUGGGCUAAACAGAAUGGGCGCGUCUCACCAAGAGCUUCCUCGCAACACUCGCAACAGAGCGACAAGAGCAAAACGAGUGCUUCGCCGCGCCAUAACCAAUCCAUUCUACCCAAUACUUUGUCCGAUACCGCGGUCCAAUCGACAAUCCCUCCCACGUCAGCACAUGCAGAGAAGCGGUCGCCACAGCAGUCCAACACUGACUCGCAUGCUGCGAAGGUGGCACGUAUGGAGGUUGCCGCCUCGCAGGGCUAUGGCGGUGGUAUUCCUCCCAAGAUAGAUGAAGGCGUUGAGCCCGAUUGAGAGAUCCUUCGGCGCGUAAUUUUUUCCGUGUCUACUUGUUGCAGAUCCAGCACCUUUAUCUCAGAUAUAAUACGAUACCCUUUGUGCGCUAUUUCAACAACACUUCGGUCACCACAUCCUCCCUUCCUUGUCCUCCGGACAGCUCGACGGAUUUUCCGGAUUUGGAUAGAGCCGAUAUAGUCUGCCUUUGGGUAGUUUUACGAUACAGGAUCCCCCGUCUGUUGAAGUUUGGAUUGCUUUUUGCGGAGUCAAGACGCACGACAGCAUUUUAGCUUGGAUAUUUGGCAGCGUCUUAAGAUCGGGAUGGUACCUUUGAGGGUUACAACAUUAGCUGAAUGUUUUCGUUAGGAUGUUAAGUACACGCGAUCCACGGCCGUGGGAUUUGGAAAGGCGUAGGUGAAUAAGCGACGGAGGCGCAACGGCGUUUCUGUCGAAUGUACAUACAUAAAUACUUCGGGCGUGUAGAUGAAACCCAG
Lindgomyces ingoldianus is the source of this 3961-nucleotide messenger RNA. Its product is annotated as white collar. Gene Ontology annotation, biological process: regulation of DNA-templated transcription. Gene Ontology annotation, cellular component: nucleus. The transcript is spliced from 5 exons. Lineage: Eukaryota; Fungi; Ascomycota; Dothideomycetes; Pleosporales; Lindgomycetaceae. Gene Ontology annotation, molecular function: sequence-specific DNA binding; zinc ion binding; protein binding. The record is from RefSeq and is a predicted model, not a curated record. Bases 300 to 3485 code for a protein of 1061 amino acids.